AGAGAGGUGUGAGGCGCCGCCCUUUGCCUACCUGAGCGCAGGUUGUGGGUUCCCAUGGCAACAGGGAAGAGGGUUAGUUAUGAAGACGCCUCCUUGUCCCCUCAGCUGCUAAAAUUGUUAUCUUCGCGCAAGAGGGUUUUUUGGGGUGCAACUGGGCCAUGGCUUCUUGAGUUAGAGGGCAACAGGUUUCUCUGCAGCUGUUCAGAAAAGAAUGAAGCCAUGCGUAAGGGAGAAGUCUAUAAUCUGUUGGAUGCUGCUUGUGAAUAAGCUAAAAUGACUGUGAAAUUGCUCUCUCUUCUGCCUGUGCCAUCUGUGCUCUUGGCUUUCUGCCUUGCCACAAGGAGUGAGCAGGAAAGGACAGCAGCUUUACAAGAAUUCUUUUCGCUGACGGUUUCAUCUAAUUUAUCGUGUGUGGACCCAGAUCACUUCCAUGAUCACACUAUUUGGACCCAGCAAGAACAGGUUAAUCAUUUGUUCUGCCCUUUGGAUAACCAGAGCCUCCAGCUUCUUCAGUCUACCUCAAACUUUAGCAUCCAGUGGAGCAAAAACUGUCAUCUGCUUAACUUCACUGCAUUAAGCCACCUGCACAGCACACUGCAGAACACAACAACAUACCUCACCUUUGAGCACGCAAAUGCCAGCGAUGCAGGCAACUAUACCUGCACGCUCUACUUGAACGAUCAGAGAAACAGCUCCUUCACUGUCCGGCUGGUCAUGGCAGACAUUUGCAGUGUCCUUCCUCGUUUCCUUUACCCCUCCAGCAAUCUGACUUUGCAACGUGAUUUGGGAAGCCAGUUUACACUGAACUGCACUGUGCAGCUGCCCUACACGAAAAGCUGUGAUUUUGGCCUCCACUGGAUGAAAGAUGACCAGUUGCUAGACAACGAGACCUAUGCUGCUUCUACUCAUUGGUUCAAUGACAAUAAAUCAGAGAUAUUCAUCUCCAGCACUUUGGAUAUGAAUGUAACAACAGAUGAAAUUUAUGGAGCAUUUGCCUGCUUGGUUAGAAACAGUACAGCAGUUUUCACACUGCAAAAAUCAGCAGAGACUGCUGGGCACUUGGGCGCUGUGCUAGCUGCACUUUUCACGGUGGCACUGCUGUUACUAAUGGCUGUGAUGUAUGUGAAGUGUCGUCUGAAUGUGCUCCUCUGGUACAGAAACCGUCAUGGAGAGGUGGAGAUCAAUGAUGGAAAGCUGUAUGAUGCCUAUGUGUCUUACUCUAACUCAACGGAUGAUAGAAAGUUUGUCAACUUCAUAGUGAAGCCACAGCUGGAGAAUCGUCACGGCUACAAGAUUUUCCUGGAUGAUAAAGACAUCCUGCCCAAUUCAGAACCUUCUGCAGAUCUGAUUAUGAAUGUCAGCCGGUGCCGCCGCCUCAUUGUGGUUCUCUCUAAUGCAUAUCUGGAACAGGAAUGGUGCAACAAUAAUUUCAGGGAAGGUCUUUGGAGGCUGCUGGAACUAUCCCGGAGGCCAAUCUUCAUUGUCUUUGAGAGCCAGUACCGAGAAAUAGCACAUCCAGCCAUAAAUUUGCUGAAGCAGCAGAAGAGCACAGUGACCCUUCUGAUGUGGCGUGCUGGGUCCAUGGCGCCUUCAUCUGAUUUUUGGAAGGAACUGUGCCUCGCCCUGCCACGAAAAGUGUCCUAUCAAGGCCUCAGGGGAGACCCCCAGACCAGUUUCCAGGAAGACAAGGACCCUAUGCUGAUCCUCAACAGCAAUUACUUGGAUUUCCGGGGGGAUUCGCACCCUGAAGGAGACUCUGGUGGCAGGGGGUCCAUUUUCAAAGGCGCACCGCCUCCUCCCAUGAGUGGCCCUGAUGGUCCUCCACUUGGUGCUUUGGAAGAAAUACAGCUUGGGGAAAACCAAAGGAGUGAGAUUGACAUCUCUGAUUUGGGAUCUCGGAACUAUGGAGCAAGGACAGAUUUCUACUGCCUGGUGACAGAGGAUGAUAUCUAAGAGAUGCUGGAAUUUUCCUUGGUGAAACUGAUUAUCACGAUGUGCCUUGACAAUGACAAUCGGCUUGGGUAGUUUCUUUGAUCCAUAA
This is a messenger RNA of Podarcis muralis (Common wall lizard), 2041 nucleotides long. Lineage: Eukaryota; Metazoa; Chordata; Lepidosauria; Squamata; Lacertidae. The record is from RefSeq and is a predicted model, not a curated record.